Messenger RNA from Trachemys scripta elegans, 1771 nucleotides. RefSeq names its product DnaJ heat shock protein family (Hsp40) member C9 (gene DNAJC9). Gene Ontology annotation, molecular function: heat shock protein binding. Gene Ontology annotation, cellular component: cytoplasm; nucleus. The record is from RefSeq and is a predicted model, not a curated record. The transcript has 6 exons. Lineage: Eukaryota; Metazoa; Chordata; Testudines; Emydidae. The coding region runs from base 382 to 1116 and encodes 244 amino acids.
CAGGCGGCUGAGCGCAGCCCCAACGUGAGAUCAGACCGGCCCUGCGCUUCACACCGCUCUGGGCGCCGACAUCUCGCUGAGUGUUGGGACGACGCACAGGGCAGGGACCCGUGGGCAGCGGCUAGUCCCGCUUCCUACUGGGGAAGUCCCAGGGACGGCCAGCCCGCCGUCUAACGCGAAACUUCCUGGGGGCGGGGCUGUAUUCACGACAGCUAAGGGCUGCGGAAUUUAGUUGCUCUCCCUGCCUCAACUGCGCAUCUUUGCGGCAGUUCCAGACCCGGCCGUAAAGCCGCGCGGGUCGCAGACGUAGCGCGCGCGCCAAACUCGGCCCGCGAAACGAAUCCGCUAGUCGCGCGGCGCUACCGAGGUGCCAGCGGCGGGAUGGGGCUGCUGGAGCAGUGCGAGGCGGCGUUCGGCGCCGCCGACCUCUAUCAAGUGCUGGGCGUCAGACGGGAGGCCUCGGGGGAUGAGAUCCGCCGCGGCUACCACAGGGUCUCGCUGCGGGUCCAUCCGGACCGCGCGGCCCCAGACCGCAAGGAGGAGGCGACCCGGCACUUCCAGUUCCUAGGCAAGGUGUAUGCGGUACUGAGUGACCAGGACCAGCGGGCGCUGUAUGACGAGCAGGGGAUUGUAGAUGAGGAGUCAGACGUUCUGAGCCAGGACCGCGACUGGGAGGAAUACUGGAGACUGCUCUUCAAGAAGAUCACCAUAAAAGAUAUUGAAGACUUUGAAAAGAAGUACAAAGGUUCAGAAGAAGAGCUGGCUGAUGUUAAAGCAGCAUAUGAAGAUUUCAAGGGAGACAUAGACAAAAUUAUGGAAUCUGUGCUGUGUGUUGAUUAUACAGAUGAGCCAAGAAUAAGGAAGAUCAUACAACAAGCCAUUGACUCUGGAGAAGUUCCAUCCUACAAAGUCUUUGUAAAAGAGUCUAAGCAAAAAAUGAAUGCAAGGAAAAGGAGGGCUCAAGAAGAAGCUAAAGAGGCAGAAAAGACCAGAGAAGAACUCGGUCUUGGUGAUGGGGAAGAUGACUUGAAAGCACUAAUUCAAGUGGACCAUGCUGCUCUGAUCUGUGCUUCUGUCACCUGUAGAGCAGAAAUAAAGAUAGAAAAAAAGAAAUAGAUGACUUUCUGGCUCAAAUGGAAGCAAAGUAUGGAAACAAUUCCAAAAAAGGAGGAAAGAAAACAGCACCCAAGAAGGCAAAGAAAUAGUUAUCUAUUGACUUUCUAGCCUUUAUGUCAAUCCACAAAUGAACACCUAAGUUCCAGUGAAUCUCUGCAACCUUCCUGACUUCCAGUGUAGAGCACAUGCGCAUCAAUUCAUUGUGGCUGGGAAGAUAUGAUAGCAAGUGAGAUGAAAACAAACUUUUUGGUGACACUAUUUUAAAUCUUCUCCUAAAUUUUAGUUAGGAUUAAAUAGGUUAUUGGAUUACCAUUGUGCUCCAGAUAAGGGUUGUAAAUGUACUAUUUGGGAUCUAUAUGUCUGUCAAAAUUUGAAUUGUGUAAGCACAUCAGAACCCAACUAGUGAGACUGUUGGUGGCAAAACAAUGUAAUUUAACAGGAUUGAUAGUCUUAAAAAUGUUGGUCUAUGUGGCAUGUUACCUGAAUAUCUUAUUUUCUAGUUCUGUUCAUGCUUACCAGUUUCCUCUGUAAUAUCCUGUUGCUCUUCUUAUGGUCUUUGCACUUCUGUUCAGCAGGGCAAGAGUUUUUCAAUAUUUGUGGUUUUAUUAAAGAUAUUUUUGAAAGCUAGCUUAAAUAAAAAUGUUUUUGCAAAACC